This is a messenger RNA of Morchella sextelata, 828 nucleotides long. RefSeq lists its product as uncharacterized. Bases 1 to 828 code for a protein of 275 amino acids. The record is from RefSeq and is a predicted model, not a curated record. The transcript is spliced from 2 exons. NCBI's taxonomy places the organism in Eukaryota, Fungi, Ascomycota, Pezizomycetes, Pezizales, Morchellaceae.
AUGGCUGCGAGCCUCAGUGGGCUGGUGUCUUAUGUAAUCCACGCGCCAGCUCAGGGGAAACCCGCCGAACGGCAGCUCCCGCUCCCGCUCCCAAUCCUCCUCCACAACUCAGCUAUUCACACCACAAUCGCCUCACGCUCCGCAAUCCACCACUUCACAAACACCCAAACCUCAAUCCCAAAACACACCGCACCGCACCGCACCGCAGCAAUGGCAAAACCCAAAUCCAAACCCGCCAAAGACCCCAUCACAAUCGCCGAAAUGCCGCUCUCGCGCCCCCCUCCCAGCACCAGCACCAGCACCACCGAUGGCGGCGGCGGCCCACGCCCCAAAACGCUCGUGGACCUCAUCGAAGAGAAGCGGCCGCGGCACCCCGACGGCACCCCGAUCCUGCCCUCCGACGGCGACGACGACGACGUGGUGCUGUUCGGCGCGGGCAUGACGGCGGUGACGUGGACGGUGCCGCUGGCGAUGCUGCUGUUCACGUUCGACGUGCUGGUGCACCAGCAGUACGUGCAGGAGGUUGACGUGGCGGAGAUCUUGUGGCGGGUGGUGAAGGCUGUGCCUGCGAUAUUUAUACUCCUCUACGUGUUCCACCCGCGGCGGCACUGGGCGAGCGUGCAGCUGUUCUUCUUCGUCGUGAGCGUGGUGGCCGGCUGCUGGGUGGUCCAUGCGGUGAACAAGUAUGGCUACUACAAGGUGAUGAAGCGGGCGCCGCCGGUGGGGACGUUGUGGAUCUGGGCGGCGGUGGAGAUGACGCUGGGGCCCGUGGUGCUGAGUUCGCUGGUUGUGGCGGGGUAUACGUGGUGGAUGGGGUAUGGGUUUUAG